AUGGUGGCUCUGAGCGACUUCCAGCGGAUCGGGGUAGGACUGGUUGGAUUUGGCCUCUUCUUCAUCCUUUUUGGGGUGCUCCUGUACUUUGACUCAGUGCUCCUGGCUUUUGGGAAUAUCCUCUUCCUCUCUGGCUUGGUCUUCAUCAUUGGCUUCAAGAGGACCUUCACCUUCUUCUUCCAACGGCCAAAGCUGAAGGGCACCAGCUUCUUUUUUGGGGGGCUCGUCAUCGUCCUCAUGAAGUGGCCCCUCCUGGGCAUGCUGCUGGAGACUUAUGGCUUCAUCACCCUCUUCAGGAGUUUUUUCCCGGUGGCUUUUGGGUUUUUGGGCUGGCUGCCAAACAUCCCGGUGCUGAGCAAGCUCUUGCAGAAGGUGGGAGAGAGCAGCUCCAUGGUGUGA
Molecule: messenger RNA, 399 nt
Organism: Merops nubicus (carmine bee-eater)
Lineage: Eukaryota; Metazoa; Chordata; Aves; Coraciiformes; Meropidae
Gene: GOLT1A
Product: golgi transport 1A
Exons: 5
Coding region: 1-399 (132 amino acids)
Biological process (GO): retrograde transport, endosome to Golgi; endoplasmic reticulum to Golgi vesicle-mediated transport
Cellular component (GO): membrane; endoplasmic reticulum
Source: RefSeq, a predicted model, not a curated record